GUAUUAUGGUCUGGGCUGCGCUGGCGGCUGCCUCUGUGCUGCGUAAACAUGGAGCUCUCGGCCGUCGGGGAGCGAGUCUUCGCGGCCGAGGCCCUGCUGAAGCGCCGCAUCCGCAAAGGGCGGAUGGAAUAUCUGGUCAAAUGGAAGGGCUGGUCUCAGAAGUACAGCACUUGGGAACCCGAGGAGAACAUCCUAGAUGCCCGGCUGCUUGCAGCCUUUGAGGAGAGCUUUGGUUCUUUUAACACCUCUAGGGAGCGAGAAAUGGAGCUAUAUGGGCCCAAAAAGCGAGGUCCCAAGCCCAAAACCUUCCUGCUAAAGGCCCAGGCAAAAGCAAAAGCCAAAACCUAUGAAUUCCGCAGUGACUCUUCCCGGGGGAUCCGGGUGCCGUAUCCUGGCAGGUCCCCCCAGGAACUGGGCUCCACGUCCAGGGCUAGGGAAGGACUGAGAAACAUAGCCCUGCCCCCCCAGAGCAGCUCCAGCACCAGCACCCCCAAAGCAGAUGGCAUCCGGGACCGGGUGAUUCGUGUGGAGGAGAAACCUGGGGAGACCCCCAAAAAGAGAGGCCCGAAGCCCAGGAAGGAGCUUUACAAGGACCUGGCGGAGACUCUGGAUGCCUCCAAGAGGAAACUGGGGGACCCAGGGGACAAGAUGGGAGACUACCUGAAGGCCAGGAAGAUGGAGGAGGCAGCAGCAGGGGCGGCCAAGUUUGGUUCAGGACACAGUGUCAUCCAGCUGGCCCGGCGACAGGACCCUGACCUCCCCAGCACCCUGCCUGGCCCCAACCGAGCUGAGGUGGGCGCCAAACUGGGAGCUGCCGAGACCUACCCUCCGCGGCUGGCCAAGCACCGGGCAGACUUUCUGGACCCCAAGGGGCAGGGGGGGCUAGACCCUGGCGGGCCCAAGCUGCUGCACAGCACAGUGAACCCAGGCAGUGUGGGCAGCCUGUACCGUGAUGGUGUGGGGGGCCAGGCGGGACGACCCUCCCUCAUUGCCAGGAUCCCCGUCUCUAGGAUCCUGGGGGACCCCGAGGAGGAAUCCUGGAGCCCCUCUCUCAACAACCUGGAGAAGGUGGUGGUAACUGACGUGACCUCUAACUUUUUGACCGUCACCAUCAAGGAGAGCAGCACGGACCAAGGAUUCUUUAAAGAGAAGCGAUGAGUUUGUUGGAGAUGGUGCUGGGGUUUUCUUCACUCAGAUCCAGACAAAAGCUUGGUUAGAGCUUGGUGGGCCUUUU
Dryobates pubescens (Downy woodpecker) is the source of this 1234-nucleotide messenger RNA. It is a transcript of the gene CBX8, whose product is annotated as chromobox 8. Bases 49 to 1158 code for a protein of 369 amino acids. Lineage: Eukaryota; Metazoa; Chordata; Aves; Piciformes; Picidae. The transcript is spliced from 5 exons. The record is from RefSeq and is a predicted model, not a curated record.